GAUUAGCACGUUUCUAAUUGUUGCAUAAACAAUAAUAAUUAACAAUAUAUUUUCGACUAUUGUCGAAGCGUUUUGUUCGAUGCGAAUUGAUCGAAUGCGAUUUUUGUUCUAAAAAAUGAGUUUACCGAACUGCGAUAAGGAAAUAGAAGUUGAUAAUUCAAAUGAACGUGUCUCAUGUGUUUCUAAAGAAGUCACCCUGGAGGAUUCUGUCAGUGUAAUAGUACAUAUUAUUUUGGAUCUGGCAGCACGUAAGAGAAGAGAAGAAGCAAAAUCCUCUUCUUCUGAUUCCGAUGAGAAAUUGGGCGUGGACCCAGAAUCAUUGGCAUUAAGCGAAGAAAUGGUAGCAUUGGAUAAAGAAAAAAUUAAAAACAAGGAGAUUCUGAAAAAAAAUAAUAAGUUGAGAGAAUCAAUUCAAUUAAAAGUGACAGAAAAUGCGGAUAAUAUUGAAUAGAUCUUCAGACAAAGAUGAAUCCAUGACGGCUGAUGAUGAUGAUGAGUUUCGACCUGUAUCCAGCACUACAGAAAGAUUUUUAAAUUAUUCAUUACAGAACUGAAGAGUAUUUCAUAGCAAUGCGCAAUCGAAUUCUUCAGCUGCAGAAAAAGAGAUAAGCUAAUUAAUCAUUUAUACCUGAAGAUCUAUUUCUGGUGAAGGUCGUGUAUUGAGAAUAUAUACAUAUCUGAGAGAACAUUGAGAAAUUAAUAGUUACUAUUUAUACACAGGCUUUGGUGCAUGCUAUAGCAAGAGAAUAUGAUUUGACAUAUGCUAUAAAAGUUUGAAGACCAACAUAUAACGUGAUUUUAAUGCUUUGUAA
Centruroides sculpturatus (bark scorpion) is the source of this 812-nucleotide messenger RNA. RefSeq lists its product as uncharacterized. The coding region runs from base 116 to 451 and encodes 111 amino acids. The transcript is spliced from 5 exons. The record is from RefSeq and is a predicted model, not a curated record. Lineage: Eukaryota; Metazoa; Arthropoda; Arachnida; Scorpiones; Buthidae.